AACAAAAAACUACAAAUUUGUCUCUUUCUUAUUUUGUCUACUUGACCUCUCAAUCGGGAAAGAAGGCAGAGGCAAUACAACUCAUACGCACACAUCCUCCCUUGACAACAUUGUUGGUUUCUGUUUUAUUGGUUGUCUUUAACGUAUAACUAGCUGGGACCUUUUGCCCAAAAAAGGAACAAGAACUACUACUGAUGGUUCGGGUGCUACGGCACGUGAAAAGCAUGCAGAAGUCGAAGUCAUUCCACCUCAAGCGGAUCUUCGAGAACCCGACCAAUAGGCAUAGCCACAGCCAAGUCAUUGAGGGCAGUGGUGAUCAUGAGGAAGGCGAUUACUGCGUUUUAGACGAGAACCGGGGCUUCAGAAGCCAAGGUGGCACCGCCGAGCUAAAGAAGUCCUCGGAGGGCCAUCACGUUGGAUUUGCGCUUGACCGUGAGACAGAACUGGCCUUGGACCUAGGAGGGGCAGAUCCUGGGACGAUGACGAGUCCACUAACGAAGGCACCCUCAGAUGUGGAGUUGAUGAAGGAAAGGUUUGCCAAGCUGCUCCUGGGAGAGGACAUGUCGGGUGGGGGAAAGGGUGUCUCUUCUGCUUUGGCCUUGUCGAACGCCAUCACCAAUCUUGCUGCUUCGGUGUUCGGAGAACAGAGGAAAUUGGAGCCGAUGCUGCCAGAGAGAAAAGCCCGGUGGAGGAAAGAGGUCGACUGGCUCCUCUCGGUUUCGGAUCACAUUGUCGAAUUCGUCCCAUCUCAGCAAGUUGGCAAGGAUGGAACAAACAUGGAGAUUAUGGUGACCCGACAAAGGACCGAUUUACUCAUGAACAUCCCGGCUCUUCGCAAGCUCGAUGCAAUGCUACUUGGCUACUUGGACAACUUCGGGGGCCAAAACGAGUUCUGGUACGCGUCAAAGGAUGAUGAAUCUGAGGAUCAGCGGAAGGAUGACCGGUGGUGGAUGCCGACGGUCAAGGUACCCCCCAAUGGGCUCUCCGAUGCUUCAAGGAAAUGGUUGCUCUUCCAGAAGGAAUCCGUGAACCAGGUUCUCAAGGCAGCCAUGGCCAUAAACGCUCAGGUCCUCUCGGAGAUGGCCAUCCCAGAAGACUACAUCGAGUCCCUCCCUAAGAAUGGAAGGGCGAGCCUAGGAGACUCGAUAUACAAGAGCAUCACCGUGGAAUACUUCGAUCCAGAGCAGUUCCUGUCAACGAUGGAUCUGUCAACGGAGCACAAGGUGCUUGAUCUCAAGAACAGGAUCGAGGCGUCAAUCGUGAUAUGGAUGAGGAAGAUGAAUAGCAAGGAGGUCAAGUCCCCGUGGGGAUCGGCCAUAAGCUUGGAGAAGAGGGAGCUGUUCGAGGAGAGGGCUGAGACUAUAUUGCUCUUGCUCAAGCAGCGGUUCCCCGGGAUCCCUCAGUCUGCUCUCGACAUCUCCAAGAUCCAAUACAACAGGGAUGUAGGACAGGCGGUCCUGGAAAGUUACUCAAGAGUGAUAGAGAGCUUGGCCUACAACGUGAUGUCGCGGAUCGAGGAUGUCCUUGAGGCAGAUGCCCUUGCUCAGGACCCAUCAGCUGCUGAGGCGAAGAAUUUCUCGAUCAACUCCUUGUCACCAGGAAGGGUACCAAACUCGAACAUUGACGAAGAGCAGGAGAGUUUACAUUGUUCUGAAACUCCCAACUCGAUGACGCUCUCCGAUUUCAUGGGCUGGGGUUUGGAUAAGGGAGAAUCGAAAUCAACGAGGAACAGCACGGCGGACAAUCUGCAAAGCUACGGUGCUGAUGAGGGUGAUAAUGCUCACACUCCUGCACACAAAUCAUCCCACCAUAUCACAAACAAGAUGAACUCGUACCUAGAGAAGCUCGAGAACUUCAGCCAUCCGCUGAGGAGUCCAACGGCCGGACAAUUAUAACGAGUUAAAGUAGAUGGUACAAGGGUCCGGAGAAAGGUCGAUGGUAAAGGGAGUGUAGGUUGAAAAUGUAUAGAGAUGGCGAGAGCAUUUUCGAUGUACGUAGCAGACCCGAGUAGAAGAAAGAAUUCUACCGGGGAUUGUAACAUCUUAUGUUCUUCCUUCCAUGUUUGGACAGGGAAGUGUAGUGACUGCUUUUAUUGAUUCAAAUCAACUCAGUAGGUUUAA
This is a messenger RNA of Punica granatum (pomegranate), 2120 nucleotides long. Lineage: Eukaryota; Viridiplantae; Streptophyta; Magnoliopsida; Myrtales; Lythraceae. The record is from RefSeq and is a predicted model, not a curated record.